AUGACUUCCCCCACCGUCCACAUCUCGACCCACCCCCUCGUGCAGAUCCAGCUCACCCAGCUCCGGCUGCACGACCUCACGCCCAAGGAUUUCCGCGAGGGCGUGCGCGCGAUCAGCUCGAUGCUCAUGUACGAGGCGGCGCGCGCCGUGCCCAUCGCCGACGUGCCGAACCUCCAGUCCCCCAUUGCGCCGUUCACGGGCAAGGCGCUCGCCCUGCGCGUCGGCCUGUCGCCCAUCAUGCGCGCGGGCAGCGGCAUGAUUGACGCGGCCCUCGCGCUCUUCCCCGACGCGACGGUGCUCCACCUCGGCCUGUUCCGCGACAAGACGACGCUCCAGGCGAUCGAGUACUACUCCAAGCUGCCGACUGUGCGCACCGCCGACCUGGUGUACCUCCUCGACCCGCUCAUCGCGACCGGCGGCACGAUCGUCGCGGCCCUCACUAUGCUCACCGAGUGGGGCCUCACGCCGAGCCAGAUCAAGAUCGUGUCGGUGCUUGGGUCCAAGAGCGGCGUAGAGCACGUCACGACCGAGUUCCCCGACGUCGAGAUUUACAUCGGCGCUAUUGACGACGAGCUCACCGACAAGGGAUACAUCUCGCCCGGUCUCGGCGAUGCCGGAGACCGCCUGUUCAACACGCACAACAAUUAG
Messenger RNA from Vanrija pseudolonga, 648 nucleotides. It is a transcript of the gene upp, whose product is annotated as Uracil phosphoribosyltransferase. The transcript has 7 exons. The record is from RefSeq and is a predicted model, not a curated record. Lineage: Eukaryota; Fungi; Basidiomycota; Tremellomycetes; Trichosporonales; Trichosporonaceae. The coding region runs from base 1 to 648 and encodes 215 amino acids.